Molecule: messenger RNA, 915 nt
Organism: Zychaea mexicana
Lineage: Eukaryota; Fungi; Mucoromycota; Mucoromycetes; Mucorales; Lichtheimiaceae
Exons: 3
Biological process (GO): signal transduction
Molecular function (GO): 3',5'-cyclic-nucleotide phosphodiesterase activity
Source: RefSeq, a predicted model, not a curated record
AUGAUACGAUGGCAGAAUCGACGACGACCACGACCUACAAUCAACCUCCACACCAACGUACUGAAUUAUGGACGCACCGAUCUCUAUGGCCACUUGCUCGGCAUGUUUGCAGAACUACACGUCCUCGAUGCGCUGGAUAUCACUCCAUCCCAGCUGUUGGAUUUCUUGAUCGACGUUGACACCACCUAUUUGAGCGCCCCAUAUCAUUCGUUCUACCAUGCGGUCGAUAUCGUCACCAUGCUGUACUACAUGCUGGUUGAGCUCGAGGCCGAACGGUACCUAUCAUCGCUUGACAUUGCUGCCCUGCUGCUUGCAGCUUUGUGCCAUGAUGCUGGCCAUCCUGGAUACAACAACCUGUACCAGGUCAACUUCAAGACAGAUCUAGCCUCGCGCUACAGCAACACUUCGGUGUUGGAAUCCUACUCGGUUGACAUUACCCGAGACCUGUUGCACAGACACAAGCUACUCAAGAAUCUGGGCACGGGCCCGAAGAAGAACAGAACCAAGAAUCAACCUUCUCAUCUUGACGAGGGCGAUGCGUCGGGAGAAGUAAGCCAAGACGGUAACCGCAAGAACAAUGGCGGACUACUCAACGACACGCAUCGACAAAGUCUGAGCCGGAUCUUACUGCAUGCAGCCGACAUUAGCAACACAGUGCGUCCUUGGCCGAUCUCGAAACAAUGGUCGGACUUGAUUGUUCAAGAGUUCUUCCGCCAGGGCGAUGCCGAAAAGGCUGCAGGGCUCGAAGUCUCUCCUGGCAUGGACCGCGAUCAGUCAACUCAGCCUAACAUCAGUCUCAAGUUUGGUGACCUGCUUGUCCAACCCUAUUUUCAAGCACUUGCUGCAUUUUUACCUUCCGCCCGUGUCUUUCUGGACACCUUGGCCGAGAAUCGAUGCGAAUGGGAACGGCUCAAA